Molecule: messenger RNA, 912 nt
Organism: Dissoconium aciculare CBS 342.82
Lineage: Eukaryota; Fungi; Ascomycota; Dothideomycetes; Mycosphaerellales; Dissoconiaceae
Product: NAD(P)-binding protein
Exons: 2
Coding region: 1-912 (303 amino acids)
Molecular function (GO): oxidoreductase activity, acting on the CH-OH group of donors, NAD or NADP as acceptor
Source: RefSeq, a predicted model, not a curated record
AUGACGGCUACCGAAGCAACGAAGCACAAAAGAGUCCUCGAGUGUAAGCUCGCCAUCGUCACCGGUGCCUCUCGCGGCAUCGGUGCCGCCGUCUGUGCAAAUCUCGCCAGCAAAGGCUGUCAUAUCGUAAUGAAUUACACAUCAGCUUCAUCGGCUUCCAAGACCGAGACUCUCGCCCGCGAGCUGGAAGCCCAACACGGCAUCAAAUGCUUGCCUGUACAGGCCGACAUGUCAACCGAGACAGGCCCAGCUCACAUCAUCCACCAAGCCCGCCAACACUUCUCCGUGCCACCGCCGCCCUCUUCGUCUUCCUCCGCCGAUGAUGAUCGUGUUCUCAUCUUCCAAAUCGACAUACUCAUCAACAACGCCGGCGUGGGCGGUAAACAUCCCCUCCCAGAAGCCACUUCCUCAGAAUUCACGCGCCUCUACAACAUAAACGUGCGCGGGCCUUUGCUCCUCAUGACAGCAGCCCUCCCUUACCUCCCGCACGACCGGAGCGGCCGAAUCGUAAAUCUGAGCAGCGUGUCCAGCAGCUGCGGUUUCACAGGCGACAGCAUCUACGGCGGGACAAAAGCAGCCCUCGAAGCGAUGACGCGGUCCUGGGCCCGCGAGCUCGCCGAACGCGCGACCGUCAACGCCGUCAAUCCGGGCCCCGUGGCGACGGACAUGUACUGGGCCAAUCCGCCGGAGUUCCAGGCGAGUAUGGCGCAUUGGACGAAGAAUACGCCGUUGGCGAAGAUUCGCGGAGAUGUCGAUCCGAAAGAGAUCCUGGAUGGUGCGGAGUUGGCGGGAGGUCGGCCGGGAUAUGAUCACGAGGUUGCCGGUGUGAUUGCUAUGCUCUGCACACCCGAUAGUGCGUGGUGCACCGGAAGUGUGAUUUGCGCAAACGGCGGGAUGAAGUUUAGUGUCUGA